AUGCUGGUGAACUCUUCCCAGCAUGCAGUGGGCCAGCGUGCUCAGCUGCUGCUCCCUGCGCUCAGCGAGAAUGACACUCACUGCGUCCAAUUCAGUUACUUCCUGUAUAGUCGCGACGGCCACAGCCCCGGAGCGCUCAACGCAUACGUGCGCGUUAACGGGGGCCCCCUGGGAAACCCUGUGUGGAACGCAUCAGGCGCCCAUAGCAAGCAGUGGCACCAGGCUGAGCUCGCCGUCAGCACCUUCUGGCCCAAUGAGUACCAGGUGCUGAUCGAAGCCACCGUUUCCCGGGAGCGAAAAGGCUACAUUGCUCUUGACGACAUCAUGGUGGUCAACUAUCCCUGCUGUAAGUGCCACGUCUCACAAUGA
Molecule: messenger RNA, 369 nt
Organism: Knipowitschia caucasica
Lineage: Eukaryota; Metazoa; Chordata; Actinopteri; Gobiiformes; Gobiidae
Source: the annotation of a GenBank genome assembly